AUGCAGAGGGUUAGGGUUUCAUCCCAGAGAGCAGCUGUACACAAGCUUGGUGAUUCCCAGAUGACAUUAUCUCCCAAAUUCAGAGUAGCCGCAUCGAUUCAAUCUCCGCUGUUUGAUAGAUCAUCGGAAUUAGAACUGUCUCUUAGAGGAGAACCUUUGAUCCCCGGUUUACCAGACGACGUUGCCCUUAGCUGCCUUUUACGGGUUCCAGUGCAAAGCCAUGUAUCGAGCAGAUCCGUGUGCAAGAGAUGGCAUCUCUUGUUCGGUACCAAAGAGACGUUUUUCGCGAGGCGUAAGGAGCUCGGUUUCAAAGAACCGUGGCUGUUCGUGGUCGGGUUCAGUAGAUGCACAGGGAAGAUCCAAUGGCAGGUUUUGGAUUUGAGGAAUCUCACUUGGCACGAAAUCCCGGCGAUGCCCUGUAGAGACAGAGUCUGUCCUCACGGAUUCAGAUCGGUCUCGAUGCCUCGUGAAGGCACAAUGUUCGUAUGCGGAGGCAUGGUUUCUGAUUCUGAUUGUCCUCUUGACUUGGUGUUGAAGUACGAUAUGGUGAGGAAUCACUGGACUGUCGCGAGCAAAAUGCUAACGGCGAGGUCGUUUUUCGGCAGCGGUGUGAUCGACGGGAUGAUCUACGCGGCUGGAGGGAACUCGGCGGAUUUAUUCGAGCUCGAUUCCACGGAGGUUUUAAGCCCUUCCGACGGGAAAUGGCGUCCGGUUUCGAGGAUGGUGACGCGAAUGGCGGCUUACGACACCGCGGUUUUGAACGGGAAGCUUCUGGUGACGGAAGGAUGGUUAUGGCCGUUCUUCGUGUCACCGCGAGGUCAAGUUUACGACCCGAGGAAUGAUCAAUGGGAGACGAUGGCGAUGGGGCUAAGAGAAGGAUGGACCGGUACGAGCGUUGUGAUUUAUGAUCGGUUGUUUAUAGUUUCGGAGCUAGAGAGGAUGAAGAUGAAGGUUUAUGAUUCGGUUUCGGAUUCUUGGGAGACGGUUAACGGACCGGAGUUGCCUGAGAAGAUUUGUAAACCGUUUGCGGUUAACUGUUGCGGGAACAGAGUAUAUGUGGUUGGUCGGAAUCUUCAUCUCGCGGUUGGGAAUAUUUUGAGGUCGGAGAAUAAUAAGUUUGGCGUGAGGUGGGAGGUGGUUGAGUCGCCGGAGCGUUAUGCGGAUUUGACUCCGUCCAAUUCUCAGGUUCUCUUUGCUUAA
Messenger RNA from Thlaspi arvense, 1200 nucleotides. The record is from the annotation of a GenBank genome assembly. Lineage: Eukaryota; Viridiplantae; Streptophyta; Magnoliopsida; Brassicales; Brassicaceae.